Molecule: messenger RNA, 4395 nt
Organism: Salvelinus fontinalis (brook trout)
Lineage: Eukaryota; Metazoa; Chordata; Actinopteri; Salmoniformes; Salmonidae
Product: poly(A) polymerase alpha-like
Exons: 20
Coding region: 191-2440 (749 amino acids)
Cellular component (GO): nucleus
Molecular function (GO): poly(A) RNA polymerase activity; RNA binding
Source: RefSeq, a predicted model, not a curated record
CACAACCCACUCACCGUGCGAUUUUUGCAGACCGCACAGCUUGAACACGCGCCAUGUUUAGAGGAAACAAAAGGUGUAAAUCCCACUGCUCGGUUGCUGGUUAAAUAACAUAGCUAGCUAAAUAAAAUAAGAAACGAGUAUGAGAAGGGAAUUUUGGGAAGGCUGAUUGGACUUACUGGAGGUUGUUUCAAUGGCUCUUCCAACUGCUAACCAGGUGUCGUUGGGUCGGGAGACUCCCAAACACUAUGGGAUCACUUCUCCUAUCAGCCUGGUCCAAGCUAAGGAGGCUGACCUGGUCCUCACACACAGGCUGACUGAGGCCCUGAAACCGUACGGGGUGUUUGAAGAGGAGCUGGAACUACAGCGCAGAAUACAUGUUUUGGGAAAACUGAACACCCUGGUGAAGGAAUGGAUCCAUGACGUCAGUGAGACAAAGAAUCUGCCUGCCUCAGUGAUUGAGACUGUUGGAGGGAAGAUAUUCACAUUUGGGUCGUACAGGUUAGGAGUUCACACUAAAGGGGCAGACAUUGACGCCCUGUUUGUGGCUCCUCGGCAUGUGGAGAGGACAGACUUCUUCUCCUCGUUCCUGGACAAGCUGAAGGAGCAGGAGGAGGUCAAGGAUUUGAGGGCUGUUGAGGAGGCAUUUGUCCCGGUCAUAAAGCUGUCUUUCGACAGCAUUGAGAUCGACAUCCUGUUUGCUCGGUUAGCGUUGCAAACCAUCCCAAAGAAUCUGGACCUUCGGGAUGACGGGCUGUUGAAGAACCUUGACAUCCGCUGCAUUAGGAGUCUCAAUGGUUGCAGAGUUACAGAUGAGAUCCUUCAUCUUGUACCCAACAUUGAGAACUUCAGACUGACUCUGAGGACCAUCAAGCUGUGGGCUAAACGCCAUAACAUCUACAGUAACAUCCUGGGCUUCCUGGGUGGUGUAUCCUGGGCCAUGCUGGUAGCCAGGACCUGCCAGCUCUACCCCAACGCCGUGGCCUCCACCCUCGUACACAAGUUUUUCCUCGUCUUCUCUAAGUGGGAAUGGCCCAACCCUGUUCUCCUGAAGCAGCCAGAGGACUGCAACCUGAACCUGCCAGUCUGGGACCCCAGGGUGACACCCAGUGACAGGUACCACCUGAUGCCCAUCAUCACACCAGCCUACCCCCAGCAGAACUCCACCUACAACGUCUCCGUCUCCACACGGGCUGUCAUGGUGGACGAGUUCAAACAGGGUCUGUCCAUCACAGAUGAAAUUUUGCAGAAUAAAGCAGAGUGGUCCAAACUAUUUGAAGCACCAAACUUCUUUCAGAAAUACAAGCAUUAUAUUGUGUUGCUAGCAAGCGCCCCUACUGAGAAGCAGCACCUGGAAUGGGUUGGUCUGGUUGAGUCUAAGAUCAGGAUCCUUGUGGGGAACCUGGAGAAGAAUGAGUUCAUAACGUUGGCCCAUGUCAACCCCCAGUCCUUCCCUGGACCCAAGGAAAGCAGGGAGAAAGAGGAGGUCAGCACCAUGUGGGUGAUAGGGGUUAUCUUUAAGAAGAUGGAGACAUCAGAGAACCUCAACGUUGACCUAACCAUUGACAUCCAGUCCUUUACUGACACGGUGUACCGCCAGGCGAUCAGCAGUAAGAUGUUUGAGGCAGACAUGAAGAUCCAGGCCAUGCAUGUGAAGAAGAGACAACUUCACCAGUUACUGCCCAGCCUGGUCAUGCCCAAACGCAGGAAGCACUCUACAGAGGGGCUUCGUCAGAUGAAUGACAGUAGUCUGGACCUAUCGCUGGACAGUGACAACAGCAUGUCAGUGCCCUCCCCCACAGCCUUGUCAGCCGCAGUGCCCACGUCGACCCCAGUGAAGAGUGGCCCACUAGGUCCCCCUCCCAGUCCCAUCGCGGCAGCAGCCAGCCAACCAGAAGUCCAAGCUUCCACUAUGAGUCCGCCAGCGGUGAAGAGACCUGGUUCCCCUAUGCAAGAAGAGAGGAAGAGGUUAAAAUCAGACUCAGAGGAGUCAGCCACUGAGAGACAGACCUCAGGAGACCCCGUCCCCAGCAGCCAGACCACCUCUCCUCCCCCCACCAUGGGUCCCCCAGCGGCCCCCCAAACCCCCUCCCCUCCCGCUACCAUGGGUCCCCCAGUGGCCCACAAGACCCCUAACCAGGAGGUGCUGGAGGAGAAGAGCCCUAAGGAGCACCAGAGGGAGGACCCCUCCAUAGUCCCAGAGACAAAGACAACAGAGGAUAGUGGUGCAGCUAGCGCUGGAGAGGGAGAGGAGGGCACCUCUGUGGAGGCAGAGGUCAAUGAGGACAGUAUAUCUGAGGAGAUGACUGCUUCUGAGGGGGAAGUGAAGAUGGAGGCAAACAUUAAGAGAAUGGUGAGUACGGAUCUGUCUGACGUGCCUCUCUUGCCAGCCAACCCCAUUCCAGUGGUGAAGAACUCUAUCAAGCUUCGUCUCAGCAGGUAGGAGAGGACAGACAGACGCACCAAUCCAGCCUCCCCCGGCCCCCAACCCCUGACCGCUACGGUGGAUGUCCUAAGACCUACUUGUCCUUUGCCACGGAAUGUCCACAGUGCUGCAGACAGACACACAGACAGACAGGGUGGACGCACAGGCGACUAGACAGACACACAGACAACAGACAGCGCUCUCUCGACUAGGGACAUUGUCAGUUGACAUGCAGGGCGUAGUUGCAACUAUCUUCACAAGAGGGCGAUGUUGCCCUUCUACUGGAUUCUCCCAGGCAGCUUCCAACUUCUACCUUACUGGUUAAAUUUACAGUUGUCCCUUAGGCACAGAUCUGGGAUCAGCUUACCUUCCCCUGUGUCUUCACCUUAACCAUUGAGGUAUCUUCAUCCUACUUCUUCCAGAGCUGCUGGAAGGAGUAGAAUGUUGCACAAAGAUGUCACAGUGACUCUGCAGACAGACGUGCUCACGUAGGCCAGUUCUAACCUGUUAUUUCCGGUCUUCUAUAACAGAUUAGAGAUGACUGACUACAGGUUAUGACACCCUGUUCCCUAUAGCAGGGUUAAUAAACUCUGACCCUUACGAGGUCUGGAGCCUGCUGCUUUUCUAUUCUACCUGGUAACUAAUUGCACACAUCUUGGUGUCCCAGGUCUAAAUCAAUCCCCGUUUUAGACUGGACCAAUGAAAAGUGGAACUGGCUUGAAGGCCCUAUAUAGUCCACUACUUACAACCCUGGUCAUUAUAUAAAGGGAAUCGGCUGCCAUUUGUGUUUCAGUCUAUAAUCCAUGGGCAGGUAAUCGCUGUCUGUCAGGUAACUGUUGGGAUAUGAGGUGGCCUUCAGGGUUUACAGGUAGUGUAUGAGGGAACACCUCAUAAAGAUGUCCACGCUGUCAUCACGUGCAGCUGUAUGCUUGCUAAUGGAACUACAUCAGGUUUGUGUACAUGUACAACACAAUAACUUUGACCAAAAAAAAAAAAAACGAAUAUCUCCGAAUGUCUCUGUGAACAGGAUGGUGUAGUUUCUCUGUCUAGGAUGCAUGUUUAUAAUCUAGAGAUGACACAGAGGAGUUAAGAGUUUAGUCAUCUUUCUACAUUCACGCUAACGUUCAGAUUAUCUCUGAUUUAUGUCCGAGGACUGCUACAGUAAGAGAGGGUAGUAGCAGAGUGCUGUAGGCCGAGUGUAGAGUAGAGACGUGGUCUGGUGUCUGACUGGAAGCAUUCAGAUAUAAAUUGUAUUGAAUCAAAAUGAUUAGAAUGGGCAUAGAAUCUAAAUUUGUUCUAUGUGUACAUGCAUUGUACAGUAACCAUUAGUGUCUGUCUUGUACAAUAACAUGAUGAAAAACAACGCUUUUCUUUUGCUUAGAAUAUAAAAGGACUUGAGCUUUCGCCUUGGUGAAUUAUUAUUAUUUUUGCUUAAAAUGGUGCAAUUUGAAUCAAGAUAAUUAUUCUAACAUUACAUAGAGGGUUUAGUUCAAAAGACCAAUUGUCUUUGUUGCUUAUUCAUUUUGGAUUUGCUUGUUCACAUCGUAGUGGAUGUGGACUUUGUGGGAAUAGUCAACUGGUUUAAAACUUGUUCGUAGGGUUAGCAAACAAAGUAACAGAUCUUUUUUUUUUUUUUUUUUUUUAUGUUUUAAAAACAAUGUGUCCUGACUUUUAACAUUUUAACUUUCUCAAUAUUUUCUAGAUGUAUUAACAAAAUGAUACUUUUGUUUGAAUUUGUUUGUGCUAAUCGUGUGGACUUGUAUGGUGAUGAUGAAUCUGAAGACCACGGUCAACCUACAGUGUGUUAAUCAACAUGUACAGAUGUUUCUCUUCAAUGACUACCAUUUAAAUGUUCUGUCCCCUGUUCUUACAAUGCUCUUUUUCAGUUGAACGGUUUUUAUUUCUUAGGUGUAUUUGUAAGGAUGAGAGGUAUUGUACUUUUUUUCACAAAUAAAGGUCUACCUUGUUGCGAA